UUGUUUCUGGCAAAUCCAGGUCAGAAGGUUCUCCGAGGCGUACUUCUUCACAGAACACCCCAAAGAGAUAUCUCUGACUUUUCAAGAGGAACUGAUCAAUAGACAUGGCCAGAUAGCUGCAGACGUGCGGAGCUCAGACUAUCUGACCAAGAUGCCUCCUCUACCUGUCGAGUGCCUGGACAUCGAUGGAGACUGGAACAGCCUGCCGAUCAUCUUCGAGGACCGAUACGUGGAAUCUCCUCAAACAGAGUGGGAAUCACAUGUGCCAACCGCUGAUGGGAAGACCAACCCAGGUCUCAAUGGGAUUUUUGAAAGCAGGCAGGAAGACAGAACAGCAGCAAAACUCAAGGAUCAAAUGGACAUUGAUGACUGCAUGGACCUGCCCACAUAUAUGUCACUCAUGGCAGAGCAGAGUAAGACCAGCAGUAACAUCAGAAGUACCCAGAACAUCAUCCUAACUAAAGACAAUGCUGAACCCUCUCUACUAGAGGCAGAACUCUUAAAGCAACCAGAGGAAACACAAGACCAGGAUGUGGACAGCUGUAAUCCAGAUCUGAGGUUCAUUGAAGUUAAGCCUUGUGAUGUCCUCUCCUCAAACCACCACUCCCUCAUUGACACCAAUACCAUCAGUGAUGAGUCUCCUGAACAUCAGUUAGAAAAUACCAUCCAACUCUGUGAUGCAACCAGCGACAGCAACGCGAGAGAGAGUGAAAACACUGAAGAGGAGUCUGAUAUUGCCAUGCCAUUAAACCACUCUAUGGACGAUGAGAGUGAAGAUGUUCCUCCUGGCAGCGUACAGACUUCCUACGCACAUCCGGUUAUAUCAACCUUUCCGGGCGAUCUCAGAAAAGAGUUGAUUCACCGCGGUGGCCUGGUGGGCUCCAAGACCAUGAAGCGCUCGUCCUCCGUUAUUUCUGACUCAGGCAUCGAGAGCGAGCCCAGCUCAGUGGCCUGGCCCCUCGAGGCUGUGCUGAGAGGCAGACCUCCCCUCGACUUCUCCAGCGAAAGAGAGAUCCCACGGCAAAUAGUGUGCCGCCACCGGGUUCACAGAAGCUCCCUGGAAGGCCUCCAAAUGGAGAGCAACGGCAGCGGAGGUAUACAAGCCUCCCUCACCUCUAUUAGCUCCUUGCCCUAUGAGGACGAUCAGAGGCAGCUCAGCAAACUGACCAAAUCUGUGUCGGCACCGCAGAUCAGCAGCCCUGAAGACACUGAGGAGGACCGUGUCCUCAACCAGGAAAUAGAUAGCUUAGUGCAACAUUCACUGAAUAUCAACUGCUCUUCUUUGAGCAGCAACCUGGAUUCAGUUCAAACAGAAUCGUCUGUAUUAGAUCCGAGUUCAGCGACACAUCUUAUCCUGGAGGAGAGUCUUAGCUCUGAAAGCUCUGCUCAGCGCCUGCCAGAGACGAGCUUAACCCAGUCCGUGUUAAGUGGUGUGUCUGAAGGACUGAUUUUACAAGAGAGCCCUCAUGUGAAGGAAAGUGCUGUUAUUGGCAGCCAGGGGGAGAAUAAGAACCAUCAAACACACAUCAGUGGAGAGAGCGCCUCAGUGGAGGAUGUGCAUUUCGCUGAAACAGAAACAGCGCCCUGCAGCUAUGGAAACAGACCAUGUGUGCAUAAAAGUUCAGCAGCUCAGGAGAGAAUUAACUCUGACGACGAGUGGCAACGUUUCCAUGAGAGCGAAGUUAUUCAUGUUGAAGACCAGGAGUGUCUGGAUCUUUUAAGGCUUCAACAAACCAGACAUCUCCCCAGAAACAUUGCUCAGAGGCCCAGUAACCUUUCAGGGUUGAUAGCCAAUGAUAUCGCGUCACCUGUCGACCUCAAUGGGAUAUCAACCAGUGAAAAAGAGCCUUUAGAGGGCCAGACGAAGCCCGCUAAGAUACCCAACUCUGGGCUGGCCUUCGUGAAUAAGAAGAUGGUGGAGGUGGUGAACAUGUCGGUGUCCUGCGCCCCCACCUGUCUGCCAUUUUCUUCUGCUCUGAGAGACUCUCCUUCCAUCAAUGGGAUGUCCGCUCGACAGGCUACCUCGCCGAUCACUAAUCAGCCGCUGGGCUCCUUUGGUAUCAUCUCCUCGUAUUCGCUCAAUCCCCUGAACAUGGACGACGAGUCCAAUGAACGGAUGCUGAAGUGA
This is a messenger RNA of Notothenia coriiceps (black rockcod), 2128 nucleotides long. RefSeq names its product protein FAM135B-like. The record is from RefSeq and is a predicted model, not a curated record. NCBI's taxonomy places the organism in Eukaryota, Metazoa, Chordata, Actinopteri, Perciformes, Nototheniidae. The transcript has 3 exons. Bases 152 to 2128 code for a protein of 658 amino acids.